Messenger RNA from Acomys russatus (golden spiny mouse), 1805 nucleotides. Its product is annotated as protein FAM193A-like. The record is from RefSeq and is a predicted model, not a curated record. The transcript has 2 exons. Lineage: Eukaryota; Metazoa; Chordata; Mammalia; Rodentia; Muridae. Bases 1 to 1080 code for a protein of 359 amino acids.
AUGGCAUUUGUCCUCAUUACUGAUGCUUUCCUAUGGCUGGAAGAGAAGGCACGUCUAGAAGCUGAGGCCAGGGCACGGGAGCAUCUGCAUCAUCAAGAGGAGCGAAAGCAGCGGGAGGAGGAGGAUGAAGAGGAAGAAGAUGAAGAGCAGCGUUUCAAGGAGGAAUUUCAGCGACUUCAGGAGCUUCAGAAGUUAAGAGCUGCAAAAAAGAAGAAAAAGGAACGGCCAAGUAAAGACUGUUCCAAGUUGGACAUGCUUGCUCCAAAUUUCCAGGCAGCAACAGAGUCUAUCUCUAACUCUGAAAACUUCCCCAAUGGCUCAUUAGAACAAACCGAAGAACCAGAAACCUCAUCUCACUCCCCUUCCAGACACAUGAACCACUCAGAGCCCAGGCCAGGGCCUGGAGCCAAUGGGGAUGCUGCAGACCCCGUGGACCCCAGAGACUCCAAGCUUCUGCUACCCAAGGAAGUCAAUGGGAAGCAGCACGAGCCACUUGCGUUUCUCUUGGACAUGAUGCAUCAUCACAAAGAGGGAAACAACAAACAAAAGUUGAAGCAGAGUAGCAAGACCAGCAGCGAGCCAGCCAGGAAGCCCAUAGAGCCUCCCAAAGCCACAGAGGCUCAGCCUAAGCCCCGGGCCCAGCCAGAGGUAAAGCCUAAAGUAAUUGACCUUGCUCUCCUCACAGAGCAGAAGAGAGAGGAGAGGAAAGCCAACAGCAACAACAACAACAAAAAGCAUCUGAGCCACAUCAAAGAGGAGAAGCUGAACACUGUCGCUCCUGAGCCACCCUCCCCCAGCCAGCUACUGCAGAAUGGCAGGCUGAUUCUGGCCAGUUCUCCUCAGCCCAAGGGCAAGAAUAAGAAAAAUAAAAAGAAGAAAGGAGAAAGAACCAGCAGUUCAAUUGAUGAUGUUUUCUUGCCUAAAGACAUUGAUCUGGACAGUGUGGAUAUGGAUGAGACCGAGCGGGAGGUGGAGUAUUUCAAAAGGUUCUGCUUGGACUCUGCUAGACAGAACCGACAAAGACUAUCCAUCAACUGGUCCAACUUUAGCUUGAAGAAAGCCACCUUUGCUGCCCACUGAAUGAGGACUGCCUGGAGAGAGGGAUAUGUGAGAGGCAGCUGGGCUGCGCCACUCAAGAGCCAAGCCCCUCACUGGCUCCCCAGAGUUUUGGUACCCACCCAGGGUGUGUAGGGUGGGGUGCCGUGGCCUGACACCCCCAGACCGAGAACUUGCUGCUCGACCUGCGUUGUUAGCUUGUGUGCGUGUAGUCUGUGAGUGAGACUUCUUUGAUUGUAGCUCUGUGCUGUCGGAAUGGAACAGUAGUUCCCGCCAAUUCCUUCACCACCACGGCCUCAGAGGCCUAGGCCGUGGCCAGAGACGAGUUUGCAUCAUCCACGUGGCUCUGUCGCCUCUGCAUCUCGCCCUGUCCUGUCAUCUGUCCCCGCCAGGGUGUCAGCCAUCCCUCAGCUCCCUUGUGCCCUGUGUCCCACCCAAGGCGGGCUGGGCGGGCAGGCCUCCUAUGUCUUCUUUCACAAUCUACUGUUUCUGAGUGUACACGUUGCGCUGUUUGUGUUUGACCCCCUGACUUGUAGCCAGCUUGUGUAAGACCCCUUGCAGAAUGAGAACGUUAAAAACAAGAAACCCACCCAGUACUCACACCAUCAAGUCUGUUCUAGAGCGUACAACCGUAUUAACACGGAGGCCUGCCUGGCUACUUUUUUAACAUAUUGUUAAGUAAUAUUAAAAUCAUGUCUUUCUUUUUGAAAGAUGGAAUACAUUAGUACAGCAGGAAAAAAAAAAUACAA